Zeugodacus cucurbitae (melon fly) is the source of this 1819-nucleotide messenger RNA. Its product is annotated as facilitated trehalose transporter Tret1. Lineage: Eukaryota; Metazoa; Arthropoda; Insecta; Diptera; Tephritidae. The record is from RefSeq and is a predicted model, not a curated record. Gene Ontology annotation, molecular function: sugar transmembrane transporter activity. Bases 252 to 1664 code for a protein of 470 amino acids. Gene Ontology annotation, cellular component: membrane. The transcript has 6 exons. Gene Ontology annotation, biological process: carbohydrate transport; transmembrane transport.
AUUUUAUUUGAGUUUUGAGAAGUGUGAACCAACAGUACACCGCCACCAGUGAUGGAGUUCACAAGUCGGAAUUCCGUUAAUCGACACCAAAGAGAUUUGCAAAUAAAUUAAGAGAAAUCCCAACGUCACACACACACACAUACAUACAUACAUACAUACAUUCGUAUGUAAUUAAGUGCAACUAGUUUCAUGGUUAAACUGGUUUUCUGCGCAAAAUUGUAACGCUGUACAAGUAAAAGCCCAAACAAAUUAUGUUGUUAAAUUUGUGUAAAAAUUCAGAAGGCGUUUUUCGCGCUGAAUUUCGAACGCAAUUGUUGGCGGCAGCGAGCGUAACCAUAAUCACAUUUUGCCAUGGCAUCGGACUGGGUUGGUUCGCGCCAAUGCUGUUCAAGCUGCAGACACCCGCUGAGAGUCCGCUCGACUUUGAGGUCACCGUGGAGCAGGGCUCCUGGAUGGGUGCGCUGGUGUGCCUAGGCGGUUUCACGGGCAAUGUGCUGUUUGGCCAACUGCUGGAUCUGAUUGGGCGUAAAGCCUGCAUAUAUUGUUUGGCCAUACCGCAUAUUUGCUUCUGGUGUCUCGUCUACUUCGCGCAAUCCAUCGAAUAUCUGUAUGCGGCGCGCUUCUGUGGUGGCAUCACUGGUGGCGGCACUUAUGUUGUCAUACCGAUUUUCAUUGGCGAAAUCGUCGAUCCAACCAUCCGCGGUCGUCUCACUUCACUCUUCACACUCACCUUGAACUCGGGCAUGUUGACUGGUUGCACGCUUUCUUCCAACGUACCCUAUCACAUCAUACCGUUACUGGUGAUCUCAAUGCCUUUGCUAUUCUUGUUGAUCGAAACAUAUUUCCCCGAAACACCGUCGUAUCUUUUGCAUCGCGCGCAGUUUGAGAAAGCCGAGAAAUCCUUCAUGUUCUAUCAGGGUCACAAGCCGGAGGCCAAACAGGAUGUGGAUAAGUUCAAUGCGAAGUUCACGGAGUUACGCGAUGCCGUUAUGGCACAGAAGUCACAAACAGACGACGUCACUUGGCGCGAUUUUUUUAGCAAACGCGCCAUACACGCUCUCAGCAUGGGUAUUAUGCUGAUGGUAAUUAAUGUCUUCAGCGGCAGUUUUGCGUUGCUCAACUACACUUCGUCCAUUUUUGUUGCCAUCAAAACGGAUAUCCAUCCGAAUACGAACACUACCAUCAUUGGUGUUGUACAAAUUGUCGGCACCAUAACAGCCAUCAUAUUGGUGGAUCGUUAUGGUCGCAAAAUGUUGCUUAUGUUCUCCACCGCUUCGAUGGGUAUUUGCUUGGCCACGUUCGGCAUGUAUGCGUUCUUUGCCGAAGAGACUAGCGUGGAUCUUACACCUUAUCGCUCCUGGUUACCGCUGCUAUUUAUGGCGCUUAUCAUACUCUCGGCGAAUGUGGGCGUCAUACCCGUCACAUUUGUCGUGUUGGUGGAGAUUUUACCCGCGAAGAUACGUUCGAAAGGCGCUUCCAUUUGCUUGUCAUUGUUGAGCGUCUUCACAUUUAUUUUGAUAAAAAUUUAUCCACCAUUCAUGGAGGCAUUCGGUUUGUCGGCGACAAUGUGGGCCUGCGCAGCGUGUGCCGCGCUUGGGCUAUUUUACAUAUCCAUAUUUCUGCCAGAGACGAAAGGCAAGUCCAUGGAUAAAGAUAAUGCGUAAAGAGUUCUAGAAGUAAAUAUAUAAGUACUUAUGUAAAUAUGUUCUUUUCUUAAUACCAUAAACUAUAUGUAAAUACUUAUUAAUUUAUGUAAAUCCAAAUAUAUUAUUUAUUUACAUCAAUAAAGAAAUCGAAAAUAUUAAAAAAAUUGAAAAUA